Messenger RNA from Gadus macrocephalus (Pacific cod), 2472 nucleotides. RefSeq lists its product as uncharacterized. Gene Ontology annotation, molecular function: N-methyltransferase activity. The coding region runs from base 104 to 922 and encodes 272 amino acids. The transcript is spliced from 4 exons. NCBI's taxonomy places the organism in Eukaryota, Metazoa, Chordata, Actinopteri, Gadiformes, Gadidae. Gene Ontology annotation, cellular component: cytosol. The record is from RefSeq and is a predicted model, not a curated record.
GUGGCCAGACCCGGCGCUCCAAAAUAAAGUGCGUCACAUUAGGAGCCUACGGUCCUUCACAAACGGCUGUCAGUCCUACGUCCUCAAAGGCAGUUCAGAAGGCAUGGACCAUGACUCCAGCCCACCAACGGUCUCCUCAAAAGAGAUCUACCAGACCAAAUUCGACGCCGGAACGUACUUGGGCUACUGCUAUCAGCCAGCUCAGUCCCCGGAGCAAAGCGACAACUGGCGUUUUGUGAAGUUUGUCCUGUCCCACCUGAGCCGCACCUUCUCCUCAGGCCAGUACAAGGGCCAGAGGCUGAUUGAAGUGGGGACGGGCCCCACCCUGCACACGGUACUCAGUGCCUGUGCCCACUACCAGGAGAUUGUGCUGUCGGACUACACAGAGGUCAACCGCAGGGAGCUGGAGAAGUGGCUGCGCUCCGAGGAAGGCCACUUCGACUGGGGGGCCCACAUGCAGUUUGUCUGCGAGCUGGAGGGGACCAGGACGCCCGAGGAGAUCAGCGCCACGCUCCGGCAGAGGAUCGGCCGGGUCCUGGCCUGCGACGUGACCCUGGACAACCCCUUCCACCCCGUGGUCCUGGAGCCCGCCGACUGCGUCCUGUCCUCCCUGUGCCUGGAGGCUGCCUGCCCGGACCGGGACUCGUACCGGCGGUCCCUGGGGGCCGUGGUGGGCCACCUGCGGCCCGGGGGCGUCCUGGUGCUGAUCGGGGACCUGGGGGAGAACUACUACACCGUGGGGGAGCAGAGGUUCCCCAUCGUGUGCCUGAGCCGGGACUUCAUCGAGGAGAGCCUGGCCCAGCUGGGGCUGGUGCUGCUGGACUUCGCCACGCAGGCGGCGGAGAACCGGGAGCAGAACCACAAAUGCGACUACGAGGCCUCGUUCUUCUUGGUGGCCCGCAAGAACAUGGGCCCUGCAUGACCCGUGACCCCUGUCCCUAUUUAGCUGCACCCAUAUAGACCAAUAUUUAUCACUUUGGAAGUCUAUAUUCAAACAGCUUUCUUUCUAUUAAAGGUUGGGUAUGGAAUUCUUUUUUGGCAUUUUGCAAAAUUACUUGAAAUCCUUAUCAUAACCCAAUUACACCCACUGAGUUAGAAGUACUGACAUGCAAUUAAACAAGUCAAUCAUCUGUGGAACGGGCAGGGCUCGAAAAACUCCAGCCAAUGAUUUCCAGACCCACCGAGUGGCAUUGGACAGUAAGUACGUCAAUCAAACGGUCGUACUGCACUCCCCCUCCCCCGCACGACCCCUUCGUGCACGUACUCAAAGCUCGUGACCCAGAGCAAGCUUCUGUUGUUAUCCUGCGGUAGCUACUGGAGCUGAAUCUGUGUUCGCUCGUGCAUGAUUGCACGUCCAUGUACUUGGAAUGGGGGGAGUCGGAAUCAGCGUUGAAGGAGAAGGGGUAGGACCAUUUGAGCUGUGUAUUUUCAAAAUCUGCUGGCGUUUCGCAUAUCCCAUACCCCACCUUUAAUAUUAUUGGGAUAUUUCAAUGUUAUUGGUUUACAUUGAUUUCUUUGUUCUAUGCCACUUCCUGACAAUUUAGAUUGUCAGGAGUCUUCAAACCUACACCUUAUAAACUUGACUGAUAAUGACCUAUUGACCCUGGGGGCAUCUCACGUUUCCAGUGUCAUAACCCUGAAAUAAAACAGGCUAUCAUAAACAAGGUUGUUUGUCUGGUUGUACACGGAGCAAUCCAUCCAUCUCUCUCCUAGUCGACCACGGUCAAGGUAGGCAAGAAUUGUUGAGCUACUGAGGAGAGAGCUAUGGAGUCUACAUUGGUCACUAAAUUGGCUUUCUCACUUUUUCUUUUUGCGCAACAGAUUUAGUUUUUCUUUACAUGUGUAUGGUGUUGUGAAAGAAAACUUCAAACCUACUCUGAAGAAAGUGAUCAAUUUGAGAAGAAAGUGUUGAGUCUGAACACUUACUAAUGGCAGCCGUUGCACAAGUCAAACAUGUAAUGACAAGCAGAGCUGUGUUCAAUGUGAACUAUCGUGUCCAAAAAACAGUUUGCUACGAUCAAAUGUUGUUCUUUAAUAGAUGCAAAGAAAAUAGCUUCUCAGUAAUUACAUGUUAUAAAUGGUGGCACAGAUUGUUGAUGUGGACUGGAUCAUGUGACACACUCUGGUCACCUGAUAGGUCCAUGACACUGGCCCCACAUGUUUGACCUUUGAAUAGGUCCUACCAGGCUUCUACAGUGACAGUUACCACCGGCUAGAUGGACUCCAGUAUCUCCCAUGCUGCAUGAACCUGCUCGUCAUGUGAAUCUGUGUUUCAUGAGCUUUCAAGAAUUUGUUCAAACAGUAAGGGUGAAAUUACAGCGCCAACCCAACAGAGGUCAGCAAAGAUCUGUUGCUCGUGAGAAGCGGGACUUAUUCCAACUAUAGUAAGUAGUUACACAUCCUUACAGACGAAGCUUAAUAGAUCAUUAAAUGCCAGAGGUCCCUGAAAACACACAAUACACAUUUUAAAAA